AUGGAUAGAAAGUUGUUAAAUGGACACCUUUGUGGAAUAUUUAUUGGGAUAACAAAGAGGUGUAAAAUGUGAUUACAGUAAUUAUUUAGAGGUGGAGGUUGAUAUUAUUAAAAGAUAAUGGCAUGAAAAUUUGGAAGUAGAUUGGGUUGAGUGAUUAAUUUUCAUAUCUUUCUUAGGUCACUUGUUUGCUAUGCNUUUUAAGAGUUAAAUUAAUCCAUUGAAGGGAUUAAUGAUACAUUGAAAAGAAGGCUUAAGUCUAUCUAAAUUUAAUAAAUUAUUAAUAUCCACCAUCUGAAUCAUCAUAUUCAGAUCUUGAUAUUAUGGUAAAAAUUUUGGAGGGAGAUUUAUAAGAGUAAUGGUACUUGUAAAAAGACUUUGAUUUGA
Molecule: messenger RNA, 384 nt
Organism: Paramecium pentaurelia
Lineage: Eukaryota; Ciliophora; Oligohymenophorea; Peniculida; Parameciidae
Source: the annotation of a GenBank genome assembly